This is a messenger RNA of Aspergillus chevalieri, 3126 nucleotides long. Its product is annotated as exoribonuclease II. NCBI's taxonomy places the organism in Eukaryota, Fungi, Ascomycota, Eurotiomycetes, Eurotiales, Aspergillaceae. Bases 1 to 3126 code for a protein of 1041 amino acids. Gene Ontology annotation, biological process: mRNA catabolic process. Gene Ontology annotation, cellular component: exosome (RNase complex); P-body. The record is from RefSeq and is a predicted model, not a curated record. Gene Ontology annotation, molecular function: 3'-5'-RNA exonuclease activity; RNA binding. The transcript is spliced from 3 exons.
AUGUCGUUGGCGUUGUCAAGAACAAGGAUAUUUCAGAGAAUUCCGGACGGAGGUUAUGUUUGUGCUCGCGCAGCUAGCCGGGCAACCAUUCCCUCUGUCAGAGUUGUCUCUGGCCGUCCGGUGAUUUGCCGCCGCUCAGAUUUUCAGAUGCAAUCGUUCAGCAACACAUAUCAGAGUUAUGCCACAUUACAAGAUAUAGGAAAGCAAACGGCAUCGAUCGAAGAAAUCCAAUUGAAAAACGAGUUCGAGGCGAACAGAGAUAUCCGGGACUAUCUGGUAAAAUGGCAGAAACGGAAUCCGAAUGUCCUUGACCCGGUUCGAGAACCGGAGGAUAUGUCGUCCCAGUGGAGGGGCAACAUGUUGAACGAUAACCGGGAGGCCGAUGGUGCGAGUAUCGAUGAGUUGCACUCAGAGGCGGAGGCUGUAGACUUUCCCAACAUUGGCGAUGAAGGCGAGGGAAUUGACGAAUUUCUAGAGCCGGGAGAUCUGGUGGCAUUGUACUCCACCGACGGAAGCUUGACCUUUGGCAUCUACGUGCGAUCAGUUCAGAAACAACAACAAUUCUACACAGAGCGAGGAAAAUGGCGCAUCGGCUUUCACAGAGAUCUUGACUACGUGCUCAAGGGUUUUGCUGAGCCGGAAGACAUGGAACCACUGCUUGCAUACUUCCCCAACGCUGUCGCCGAAUUGAGCCAGGAGUUGCAGUCAGCAAUCGAAGGAGGUGUGCCACGGUCACUGGGCGCUCAUCUCUUGGAAAGUAUGAGCUCGUUUAGCAAUCAGAUUCUGGAUUUUUAUCGCGAAAAUUCGACUCGGUUGGAUAGCAUCCACGAGCUCGUGGCUGAUGAGGUAGAUAGCGUCGGAUACACGAUUGAAGAACUAGCUAUGAAGGCGUUGGACAUGGAGCAAGAGGAGCUAAAUGACGUGAUUCUGUUUGCUGUUCAUCGUGCUGCUAUCCAGAAUUCAUUCCUCAUCCAGAAUGAUCGCAGCUUCGUGUUCUCGGAUUACUACCUCGUGCAGCCAAAAAGGAUCGCCAGGACGUUACAAACAGUCACGACAUGGGUCCAUGAACACCAAGAAAUGCUCGUCCGAUCUACCAUGGGUGAAGACACGCCAAAGCUGAAGGACCACCCGAUUCAAGACUUUACUCAGAAGGCACGUCGCCUCGUCCAACUCAGUCGAAAAGUCCGUUCACCAACGAAGAUGGCAAACGUGGGACCUACGUCUCAACGUUUCGAACCAGAGCAGAACGAGAAUCCGUUGGUAUAUCGGGAGGUUGUCACCGAGAAGUUUAAUCAAUUUGACCGCAAAAUCAUCGAGUUUCUGCAAUUAUGGUGCAUCCCGCCAAGGCGCAUGACAGCUGGUUCGCUGAGGUCGUCAGGCUCACACAUCAUUCGGACUACGGGAAUGUACGGUGGCUUGGAAGUGGACGCUGUGACAGCACCGCUGUUCCUACAGGAACUAGGUGUGGUGUCUCCUUGGGAGAAUAUGCGCCUGCUCGACCUUGCCUUGGGUCUUCCAGGGCACGGUAUCUCCAGCCGGAACGACAAAAUGCUGAAGGAAGUGCGGAUGGAAUCCCGCAGACUCCAGACAGAGGGAAUGACAGACACCAUGCAGGACUUGCGAACGGACUGGGGUGAGCUGCCUAUCUACUGCGUUGACGACGUGGACGCACAGGAAAUCGACGACGGUGUUUCUCUUGAGCCGGUCCCCGGCUCAAACGACGAAUUCUGGCUUCGCGUGCACGUAGCCAAUCCGUCGGCCUUCAUCUCGCACGACAAUGUGAUCAUGAAGUACGCGGCUAUGCGCAAUCAGACUCUCUACACCCCGGAACGCACCUACCCAAUGCUCCCGCCAACCCUGACACACAAGAACUUCUCUCUCGCCCCAGGCCGUCCAACACUCACCUUCAGCGCAAGAAUGAACCGCCAGGGCGAAGUCCUAGAGACCGACGUCCGCAAUGGCACAGCCGGAAACGUAAUCUACAUAACCCACGACAAGCUCCGCACCCUCUUCGAACCCGAAUCACCACCCCAACCGCCCCUAACAGUAGGCGGGACCCUCACCACGCAAUCCACCCGCGAAAACAUCCAGAACACACUCACCCCCUCCGACGAACAAACCUUCCACACAAUGCGCGACCUCAUGCUCGCCUUCCGCUCAGCCUACCGCCUCAAAAACGGCGCCAUGGACUUUCCCUUCACCCCAGACACCCCCGUCUCCAUCAGCGCCGGCUCCGCCCCCUUCAAACCAUACAACAUGCGCAGCACCACAGUGGGGAAAUACAUCCUCGGCGAUCCCAUCAUCCAACUCCGUCCGCAGGACGACAAUCCCCAUGAAGUCCCCGACCUCACAAAACGAAACCUCAUCUCCCUACUUAUGAACCUCGCCUGCUGGGUCUCCGGCCGUUGGUGCGCAGAGCGCAACAUACCCGCUGUCUUUGACGGAACUUGGUAUCAUCCGGAGUACGCGCCGCUCACGAACACCAACAUGCACGAGUACGGCGGUGAGUCGUGGCUGAAUAUCGCCGCGCCACGGGGUAUCUCGUCGUCAACGCCUCUGCACCACACGACACUAGGCCUAGAUGCAUACGUCAAGUCAACAAGUCCUCUCCGCAGAUACUCCGACCUACUCGCGCACUACCAAAUCGAAGCCGCCCUGCGCGCCGCCGCAACGAACCCUUCCGCAGGCCUCUCAGAAACCUUACCCUACACCCACGACUCCGUCGAAACCUACCUCCACCGCACGCGCUGGCUGCGCACCCGCAUCCGCGACGUCUCCAAAGCCUCCGCCCAACACUGGGCCACACACCUGCUCUUCCGCGCCUUCUACUUCGCCGAAUGCACCCUGCCCGAGACAUUCACCUGCAUCCUGCACAAACCUCUCUCGCAAACCGCGUUAGUGGGGACAGAGUAUGCGCAGGGCUACGCUGGUACGAUCACGAGUCUCGGUGUGAAGUGCUCCGUUGUGUUUGCGGAGGGGUCAGGCGUUGCGGAGGAGAUUGGGGAGAUGGGGAUUUUGAGCACGGUGGAGGCGAGGAUAAGAGAGGUGGAUUUGGGGAGAGGCAUUGUUGUUAUGGAGGGGGUAAAGGCGGGUGUGGGUUUCACGAGAGUGGGUGAGUGGGCGUGA